AUGUCUAGCAAGAAGACCUUGGAUCUGCCCGCCGUUGGCAUUUUCCCGCAAUUUCCAGAUCUCCCUACCGAGAUCCAAAGCCUAAUAUGGGAGCUCGCCAUAGGUGAAUCCAGCCUCUUAUGGGCUCAGUGGCCCGACAAUGAGAUGUCUCUCCUUGCACCCAUCUGCCCGAUACCAAAACUCGGCGCAAACGACCCUGUCGGCCUAAUCCCUUACAAGCUUCCAACUGGGGUGCCGGGGACCUUGGAUAGCCACCCCCCUCCCAGUGGGCUCGCGGCAGGAACCGCAGAUUCUGGUUAUGACACGAGUCUGAGAAUCAUGAGCAUGACUCAUAGGUCACAUUUCACUCGCCCUGGUGACUCCUGGACGAGUUCAUUGAGAAAGAUGAUGAUACAGCCGGAUGAGCCACCAUCUAGUGCUUUCGAUGAUCACGCAGCGUUGACUCUUCUCUCUGUGUGCCGCUUGAGUCGCCAAGUCGUGUUGACACGUCGGGCUACUAUCAGGACGAAACAACAAGCCCCGGAGAAGCAACUAGCCAGCCUUGGCGACGUUCCUCUCUUCUACCCAUCCUUUAAGGGUGGAUCACUUUGUGGAAAUAUCUUUAAGGAUCAACAUAGUGGGCGAAGUUCUUUUAUUUUCGUUCUCGGUUCCGAUCCGUCAAAGUCUCUGUUGGAAAAGCCUGGUCUCGGAGAGGUAAAGAGCGCAUACCGGUACAGCCAUGUUGCUGCAAGACUUGGGGAUAUUGAAAAGUGUGUACUUGGAAGUCGACUGAGCUUCACCCAGGUUCCGGAUGGCUUGGAUUGGGAUCGGUUCAAGGAUGCUGAAGACACAAUGUGGUGGAGACCGGAUCUGGGUUCCCGUGUGCGACGCCCGGAGGCAGGUCAUCCCUUUUACGUAACCUCGGGGACGAUCCUCGCUCUUUAUUCUGCAGUUUUGCAUCAGCUUGCGAGUCUCCAAGCCACAAAAUGCAUGGAAGGCCACGCUCGAAAUGACUGGUCUGUAAGGCCCCAUGGACAGUGGUACUUCAGCCUUCUUGAGGAGGGAAAAUGUACUCACUGCUCUAAUGACUUGUUGUUGCCAUUUUGCGAGAGUUAUCCUGCGCUCAUCGAUGAGGAGGGCCACAUUGAUGUGGUGGUCUUGCUAGAUCGACAUCGGUUUGAGCAGCCUGAGCAAACACAGUCAGUGCGGUCCUAUGAAAUCGGAGAAUGA
This is a messenger RNA of Clonostachys byssicola, 1209 nucleotides long. The record is from the annotation of a GenBank genome assembly. NCBI's taxonomy places the organism in Eukaryota, Fungi, Ascomycota, Sordariomycetes, Hypocreales, Bionectriaceae.